UUACUGAAAACAUUCCGCAGUAAGGGAUGCUCAAUGGAUAAUUUGUCAGCAGUGUUGUUCUGUGCAUCUCAGAAUCGUGACAACCGUUUGUGCUGCCGUCAGUUUGGUUUAGCAUCGCCUGAGCUCGGAGCUGGUCGACGAUGUCUGCGAAUGUGUGAUCCGUAUCGCUUCAAUAUCCGGAUAUUAUAUGGGAUUGAUCUUGUAUGUCUGGGGAACUGGGAUAUUAUCAUGUACUGUCAUCAUGGCGGACUACGGUACUGA
Gongylonema pulchrum is the source of this 261-nucleotide messenger RNA. The record is from the annotation of a GenBank genome assembly. Lineage: Eukaryota; Metazoa; Nematoda; Chromadorea; Rhabditida; Gongylonematidae.